AUGGGCGAGCAAUACUACAGCAUGGAGGACACGCAAACAACUUGGGGCGGCGCUGGGAGCCCCCCUCAGAACCAAGCCUUCUUCGACUCCCGCAUCGAUGACAUCGUCUUUGCUUCCUCUAUUUUAUCUCUUGUUGUACUCUCAUCCCGUCUCUUGAGCGGGAGAAUCCAAAAGAGUCUUCCCCAGUGGCUUCGGCCGUUUGCUGCUGAGACGGAAACCCCAAAAGCGAGAGACAAGAGCCGUCCAGUCUGGUGGGCCUUGAUUCUUGGCUUCCUCUCGCUCUCCGGCUUCAUUCUGGCCAUUCUACCCAUUAUUGUUCUAUCACAUAGGCUAUGGGCCAUUUUCGAAGUCGUGCCCUGGCUUGUUGUCACUCUCAUCACUGCUCUCGACCGCCCCGUGAAGACUCCGCGGAUCCUGUUGGCUCAGUACUUCGUCAUGUUUAUUGCUUCCCUUGUUAUCUGCUCCAUACAUUUCAUCCAUAAGAGCCUCCAUUCCGUCGACGCUUUCUUUCUCUCGAGGCUCGCAAUCUCUUGCUUCGCCCUCGUGGCAAUAAUCAACAUGCCUCUCCGUGAUCCACGCUGGGACGCAGCCGAUAUUGGAAAGGAGCCGUCCCAGGAGACCCGAAGCCCUGAGGACAACACCACCCUUUUCCAGUUCUGGACCAUGAAUUGGGUAUAUCCCUUGGCCGGAAUCUGCAUCAAGAGAGAUCUGGCAGUCGAGGACGUCUGGCAGUUGCCCUUCGACUUCCAGCAUGGCCACCUCAACACCUACUUUCAAGAACUCAAGGGCCGUCUUAUCCCUCGUCUGCUUCGCGCAAACGGCCUCGACUUGAUCAUUUCCGCAUCCCUGGCCGUUGUCGAAAGGGUAUCCGAGGUCUCCAACAUCCGCCUCACGAGCGAGCUGUACGCCGCUCUAGACGCGCGUGAUCCCAACGGUGCCGUCUUCUGGUGUUUCGUCAUGCUCUCCGUCGACUGCAUACGCCAGGUCGCCAAAACAACUUCGAGCUGGUACUCCCGCAAGGCUUAUGAGCGCUCCCGCGGCGAGACCUUCAUCGGCCUCUUUUCAAAGCUGCUCACUCGUGCUGUGCCAGGAUCAGACACGAUGGAACGCGGCCCCGCGGAGGAUAAUGUUCUGGAUGAUUUCGAGAUCCAACGCCCGCAAGGAAGAUUCCGCCGGUUCUUUUCACGAAUAUUCGGCCGCAAGAGGAAGACAUCUAAGAAUGCACCACUGAUUCAGAGCCAGCCAGCCUCCAAUGCCAAGGUUGUCAACUUGGUGCGUGGUGAUACGUAUGAAAUCUCACAGCGGUUUUGGGACUUUCCCCGCCUCAUCUCACAGCCAAUCAAAGUCAUCUUCACCUUGUACUACCUCAUUGACAUCAUGGGGUGGCCCUCGUGCGUCGGCGUAGGACUCAUGCUCAUCUUCAUGUCCAUCAACUCCGGUCUCGUCCACAGGUUGAUCAAGCUUGAGCGUCUGCGAACCGCCCUUUCGGACAGGCGGGCGCAGGCUGUUGCUCACUUUGUGGAGGCAAGCCGGCCGCUUAAGCUCAAUGGGUGGGCGAAUACAUGGAGCGACCGCAUCAUGAAAUUUCGCGAUCUGGAGAUGAUAAAACGGUUGCACAUCUCGUACGUGAAUGCUGCCAUCUCCACCGUCAACGUGCUUGGCGGCGCAGCCUACCCUCUGGCCAGUAUCUGUCUCUAUACGCUUGUCCUCCGGAAAGGACUCCCCAAUGAAGUCAUCUGGCCGUCUUUGCAACUCUUCGGGCAACUGGAGAUCAGUGUCAAGGACGCCUUUGACCUCAUCUCGGCGUACUGGAAAGCAACCAUCCCGGUCGAGCGUGUCAACAAAUACAUGGAGGAGCCCGACAGGGAUGAGGACCACUCAAGCAGUUUGAACGCCCACGAUAUUGUUUUCUCAAAUGCAUCCUUCUCCUGGCCUUCAACGAGUCAUCUGGUGUUGGAAAACAUCAACCUGUCAUUUACGCCCGGUUUUACAGUCGUCCGGGGCAGAGUCGGGUCUGGCAAGUCCAGUCUCCUCCUCGCUGCUCUCAACGAGAUGGAGCUCCACGAAGGCAAUCUCUCAAGGCCAAACGCCCCAAUCGGUUACACCCAACAACUUCCAUGGCUCCAGAAUCAGACCAUCCGGGAGAACAUCAUCUUCCACCAGCCGUAUGACCAGAAGCGGUAUCACGAGGUACUAGACGUGUGCUGCCUGCUUCAGGAUCUGUCUCACAUGCAAGACGGUGACCAAACACGACUGGAAGAGGGAGGCAUCGGUCUUUCAGGAGGCCAAAGGGCCCGUGUAGCCCUCGCUAGAGUCUUAUAUAACUCCUGCGGUGUCCUGCUCCUCGAUGAUCCCCUCGCCGCUCUGGACCAUGGAACCGCCAGCCGCAUCGUCCAGCGGUUCCUCGAGGGCCCUCUGGCCAAGGGCCGGACCAUUGUCAUGGUCACGCAUCGGGACGAUCUCGUCCUCCGCCUCGCCGACCAAGUCGUCGACAUGGAGGACGGGCGGGCAAAGAUCCUCUCCAAGGAGGAAAUCCAAGCGGAGUUGGAGCACCCCAUCCAUACACCCCUGGAUCCCAAGGUUGGUGGUGUUCAUCCCUCCGUCCUGCCUGCGGAGCCUUCACAGGCAGCUGGGACCACCAACAAGAAUGGGCCAGGGGACGAGAUGGAAGCUGGCGGUGUGUCCCUCCGCGUCUACUUCAAGUACGUCAAGGCGGGAGGCCUGCAGCUGUGGGCCAUGUUGGCCGUUCUCUACGGCCUGUCCAGGUACCUGGACAUCUCCCGCGCUCGGCUGCUCGAGGCUUGGGGUAGUAGCACGGCGAAGACGCCGAUAGGCACGACCCCCAAUUUCUGGGGACUUCCCAGUCCCGAGGAACAUCCCGGCACCUGGCUCUACGUCCUGGGAGGGCUAUCGGGAGGACAGAUCGUCACAUUUGCGCUGGCCCAGGCCAUUCUUGCACACAUCUGCGUCAACGCCGCGCAGCGGUUGUUUAGAACGGCCGUGGGAAGGGUAAGCAAGGCCACUUUCCGCUAUCACGACAUCACCCCGACUGGCCAGCUCAAAAACCGCCUCAUUUCAGACAUGGGCAUGGUUGACGGAGGGAUUCUCACGCCCCUGGAGUCAUUCAUCUACAACCUCAUCGCCCUCUCCCUGAGCCUUCUAGCCAUCAUGUCCCACCAGCCUUACCUCCUCAUCAUCCUCUGCGUCGCCGCCAUGCUCUUCGUCUACUUCUUCCGCAUCUACGUGCCCAUUUCACGCUGUCUCCGCCGCAUGGAGAUGAUGUUCCUCACGCCCAUCAUCUCCAACAUCGGCGUCAUGCAGGACGGCCUUGUGACCAUCCGAGCCCUGAAAGCCGAAUCCCACUUCCAGGACCGCCACCUGAGCGCCGUGGACGACUUCCAGAAGCAGGACCACUUCUUCUGGAGCAUGGCCUUCUGGCUCGACUUCCGCCUCAGCAUGUCCUCGGCCUGCGUGCGCGCAGCCCUCGUCCUCUUCAUGGUCUGGUCCAGAACGCCCGCCAGCGCCAUCGGCUUCGUCCUCACCCAGACCACCAUCGCCAUGAUGGCCGUCCAGCAGCUCUGCGAGAAGUUCGCACAACUCCAGCUCGACGCCGUCUCGCUCGAGCGCAUCGACAUGCUCAACAGGAUCCCCGAGGAGCCCAGCGGCGGGGACGAGCCUCCGGAGGACUGGCCCAGGCCCUCCGACGACGUCACGUUCAACGACAUGUCCUUCCGAUAUGCGGACCACCUCCCGUCCGUCCUGCGCAGCGUAUCUUUCGAGAUCCCAGGAGGGUCGACCUGCGCCGUGCUGGGCCGCACGGGCUCCGGCAAGUCCACAAUCGCCAACGCACUCCUUGCGACCGAGCUGCCAUGCCACGGCACCGUCAAGAUCGGCGCCGUCGACCUGUCCGAGGUGUCGCGAGCCGCUCUCCGCAACCGCGUGACCUUCAUCCAGCAGGACCCGAUCUUGUUCCCCGGCACGCUGCGCGAUAACAUCGACCCGGAGGGGAAGUUCUCGACGGAGGAGUGCCAAAACGCCAUCCGCCGCGUCCUGGGAGCCGACUGGGGCCUCGAGACGCACAUCGACGCGGCGGGGAAGAACCUGAGCCAGGGGCAGCGGCAGCUGGUCAGCAUCGGCAGGGCGGUGCUGCGCCGGAGCGGGUUGGUGAUCCUGGAUGAGGCAACAGCGUCGAUCGACCGGAAGACGGCGGCUACGGUGCAGAGAAUUCUGAGAGACGAUUUAUCAGGGAGCACUGUUAUCACCAUUGCCCACCGACUGGAGGCGGUGGAGGAUGCAAACUGGUGUCUGAGACUGGAUCAUGGGGAGGUGGUUGAGUGUGGUCCGGCGAAUGGCUCCGAUUUGAGGGGGAAAACUGCGUCAAAUACAUGA
Clonostachys solani is the source of this 4389-nucleotide messenger RNA. Lineage: Eukaryota; Fungi; Ascomycota; Sordariomycetes; Hypocreales; Bionectriaceae. The record is from the annotation of a GenBank genome assembly.